AUGGUCAAAACACAACGCUUAGAUGACAGAGAAUACCAGGAUGUAUGUAGGCCUUCGGAGAAUUUUAUUCCUGUCGAAGUGAAAUUGGAAUGCAGCUGGACACGAUGUCAACUUUUGCCCAUUCCAGUUUCAGGUAGCGCGCAGACUCCGGGCAUCAACCUUUACAGAGUACUGGUCAAAAGCCAAAGUCAAAGCUUGUCUCGAAGUGGUUACAUAAUGCGGCGUUUGCAUCGGCUUUGCUAUAUGUCAAAUGUUGAAAUAUUGAUGUUGGCUUGCGGACAAAGAAGGUUGCGCGAGGGAAUGGCGGGACGUGGGCGUAGGCAGCCGGGCACAGUGGUUCUCGGGCUGCUACCAGCGAUGGACGGGGUUGGGAUGUAUAGAAGCCAGUGGAGGAUGAAAGGAACUGGUGAGAGUGGGAAAAGCACCUUUAUCAAGCAAAUGAGAAUUAUCCAUGGGUCUGGUUACAGCGAUGAAGACAGGAAGGGCUUCACGAAGCUGGUCUACCAAAACAUCUUCACUGCCAUGCAGGCCAUGAUCAGAGCGAUGGACACCCUGAGAAUACGAUACGCGUGCGCACAGAAUAAGGAACACGCCCAGCUCAUCAGGGACGUGGAAGUGGACAAGGUCUCGGCGCUCUCCAGGGACCAGGUGGCAGCCAUCAAGCAGCUCUGGCAGGACCCCGGCAUCCAGGAGUGCUAUGACAGGAGGAGGGAGUACCAACUCUCCGACUCGGCCAAGUACUACCUGAGCGAUAUCGACCGGAUCGCCAUGCCAUCGUUUGUACCCACACAGCAGGAUGUGCUGCGGGUCCGCGUGCCCACCACUGGCAUCAUCGAGUAUCCGUUCGAUUUGGAAAACAUCAUCUUUCGGAUGGUGGAUGUCGGUGGCCAGCGAUCCGAACGGCGGAAGUGGAUUCACUGCUUCGAGAGCGUCACCUCCAUCAUUUUCUUGGUUGCUCUGAGUGAAUAUGACCAGGUCCUGGCUGAGUGUGGGAGUGAGAAUCGCAUGGAAGAAAGCAAAGCCUUGUUUAAAACCAUCAUUACCUACCCCUGGUUUCUGAACUCAUCGGUGAUUUUGUUCUUAAACAAGAAGGACCUUUUGGAAGAGAAAAUUAUGUACUCUCAUCUAAUUAGCUAUUUCCCAGAAUACACAGGACCAAAACAGGAUGUCAAGGCUGCCAGAGACUUUAUCCUGAAGCUCUACCAAGACCAGAAUCCUGACAAGGAGAAGGUCAUCUACUCCCACUUCACAUGUGCUACGGAUACAGAGAACAUCCGUUUUGUGUUCGCUGCCGUCAAAGACACCAUUCUACAGCUGAACCUACGAGAAUUCAACUUGGUGUAGCAGGGCUGCCCACAGUGCCGCCACAGGGGGCAGAGCUCGCCAGGGCUUCUGUCCCCCAGACAACACGCACGCCACAGGGACUGGCCUGGGUAAUGGAACUUGAAGACGUUUGAGUUGACCCGUUCUUUUCAGUCUUUUCAAGUUGUUUCCUUUUCUGAGUGUGUUUCUUGCCUUCUGGAUAGUGUGUUCAAUUUUGGAUUUUGUAUAUUUGAAAGGCACCCGUGAUUUACAAAAAAAUUUGAUUUGGUGUUUCAUGGUAAGCUGGAAGGGAUUAAGAGGGGCUUGUUAACUUAUAUGCCAGGCCUUCCGCCUUCUAUGACGAAUUUUUUUUUUAAAAGAAUGUUUAAUGGGCUUCAUGCUCUUUAUUAAAUUAUAUAUAGUAGACUGAUUUUGAGUUUUCAGUGUUUCCUCUUUCGAGGAAGUGUGACUUUCAACAUUACCAAAGCUUUCAUUUUUCUGGAGAAGUUUUUGUGUGUGAACUAUUUUUAUCUUUCUUUUUGAUGCCACUGUGGUGCCUUCCCCUCAGCCUACUGCUUGCAUUUGGCUUUACGGCUGGUGCUCUACCCCAAGCCAUGCCUCCUGUCCAUAUCUGGUUGGUUAACUGGAGAUGGAUUGAGAACUUUUCUGCCAAGGUUGGCUUUAAACCUG
Molecule: messenger RNA, 1992 nt
Organism: Dipodomys ordii (Ord's kangaroo rat)
Lineage: Eukaryota; Metazoa; Chordata; Mammalia; Rodentia; Heteromyidae
Product: guanine nucleotide-binding protein subunit alpha-14-like
Exons: 10
Coding region: 1-1344 (447 amino acids)
Biological process (GO): action potential; phospholipase C-activating dopamine receptor signaling pathway; adenylate cyclase-modulating G protein-coupled receptor signaling pathway
Cellular component (GO): heterotrimeric G-protein complex
Molecular function (GO): G-protein beta/gamma-subunit complex binding; G protein-coupled receptor binding; guanyl nucleotide binding
Source: RefSeq, a predicted model, not a curated record